This is a messenger RNA of Lactuca sativa (garden lettuce), 1402 nucleotides long. RefSeq names its product origin recognition complex second largest subunit 2 (gene ORC2). Gene Ontology annotation, cellular component: nuclear origin of replication recognition complex; nucleus. Gene Ontology annotation, molecular function: DNA replication origin binding. Lineage: Eukaryota; Viridiplantae; Streptophyta; Magnoliopsida; Asterales; Asteraceae. The record is from RefSeq and is a predicted model, not a curated record. Gene Ontology annotation, biological process: DNA replication.
AUAAAAUGGCGGGAAACAAAGGAUAACUAGGGCACAGCUUCUCUGCCGAUUGAUCCGCUCCCCUCAUAGCAGAUCCUGGGGUUCUCAACAAAAUGGAGGAAAUUGAUAUCGAUGAAGAGGAGUUUGGAUUUUCAAGAAAUUAUUUCUUAGCAAAAGAGUCUGGAAAGUCGGGGAAGAAAUCAGCCAGAAAGCUUUCCGAAAUUGAUCUUGUUGAUGAACAGGAACUUCGAGCUGAGGUGUCUAACAUUGAGCCAAAGCAUGAGAAAGAAAUUGCUUCACUGAUAAAUAGUUACAAAAGUCAGUACAAUGACUGGGUUUUUGAGUUGAGGUAUGGUUUUGGUCUUCUAAUGUAUGGUUUUGGAUCUAAGAAGAGUUUGAUUGAAGAUUUUGCUUCAACAGCUUUGACUGAUUAUAGUGUGAUUGUUGUUAAUGGAUACCUUCAGUCAAUCAAUCUUAAACAGGUUGCCAUUGCAAUGGCCGAAGUCCUAUGGGAUCAGUUGAAAAUGCAACCAAAAGGGUUGCAUCAUAAAGAUGAACAGCCAUUUGAUUCGAGGUCAAUGGAUGAUGUUAUUGGUUUUCUUGAUGGGCCCCACGUAUCAGAAAAUGAAUGUUUAGUGUGUCUUGUGAUUCACAAUAUUGAUGGGCCUGGAUUGCGUGAUUCCGACUCUCAACAUCUUCUAUCAAGAAUUGCUUCUUGUUCCCAUGUUCGUAUUGUUGCUUCCAUAGACCACGUGAAUGCACCUCUAUUGUGGGACAAGAAAAUGGUUCAUGUGGAGUUCAACUGGUGUUGGCAUCAUGUGCCUACUUUUGCAGCAUACAAAGUCGAAGGAGUCUUUCAUCCUCUUAUUCUUGCUCAUGGUGGCACCUCUCAAACUGUAAAAACAGCUUCAAUUGUCUUACACAGUUUGACACCAAAUGCCCAAUCUGUCUUCAAAGUUCUUGCACAGCAUCAAUUAGCCCAUCCUGAUCAAGAAGGAAUGCCGAUUGAUACAUUGUUCACAAGCUGUAGAGAGCGGUUUCUGGUGAGCAGUCAGGUGACAUUGAAUUCCCAUUUGACCGAAUUCAAAGAUCACGAAUUGGUCAAAAUCAGAAGACACUCUGAUGGUCAGGAUUGCCUCUACAUUCCUCUCUCCAAAGACGCACUUGAAAAACUCGUGCUUGAGAUCAAUCAAUAAGAGCUUUCUGCAACCCCCGAGCUGACCCAUACUGUCCUGCCCAAAAACAACUGACAAGAUUUCUUGUCGGUUGAAUGUAUCUGGAAUGUAUCCGGAAGGACACGAUUAAUUUAGGUGUCAUGUGCACUUCCUGAAAAGGAGGCACACGAAUUGUAACGAUUCAUUAUGUUUGAAAUAGUUGUAUACAGAUUAUCUGUUUUUGAUUUAUGACCUACUUUUUAGUUAAA